Cyanistes caeruleus (blue tit) is the source of this 2249-nucleotide messenger RNA. Its product is annotated as E3 ubiquitin/ISG15 ligase TRIM25-like. Gene Ontology annotation, molecular function: zinc ion binding. The record is from RefSeq and is a predicted model, not a curated record. Lineage: Eukaryota; Metazoa; Chordata; Aves; Passeriformes; Paridae.
CCAGCAGAGCCCUCCCUCCCUCCGGGCUCAGCCCUGCCCCGGGGCUGCGGCGCCAUGUCCCGGCCACAACUCGUGUCCGGCCUGAAGGAAGAGCUCACCUGCCCCAUCUGCCUGGACAUUUACAGUGACCCCACAUCCCUGAGCUGCAGCCACAGCUUCUGCAGGGACUGCAUCAAGCAGGCGAUCCGGAGCCAGCCGAGCCCCGUCCGCUGCCCGCUCUGCCUUUCCACCGUCGGGGAGCUGCAGCCCAACUUCCACCUCCGCAACAUCGUGCAGAAGUUCAUGGAUGACCCUGCGCACCAAGAGCAGGAAGAGCAGGAAGGGCAAUGCCAGGAGAAGGGGGAGAGCUCGGGGCAGCCAGAGGAGGUGAUCCUGUGUGAUUUCUGCCUCCAGGAGCCGCAGCCCGCCGUGAAGACGUGUCUGAGCUGCGAAGCCUCCCUGUGCCAAGCCCACCUGAAGAAGCACGGCGGUGGCAGCGCCCAGAAGAACCAUGUGCUGGUGGAGCUGUGCGGUGCCCAGGUUUUGGCCGAGAGGAGAUGCCCCGAGCACGGCAAACUGCUGGAGUGCUUCUGCCAGCAGGAAUGCGUGUGCAUCUGCAUGCUGUGCUCAGUCCUCUCCCACAAGGAGCACAAGAUCAUCAGUUUGGAGGAGGCUUUCAACGUAGCUCAGAAAGCAUUGCCUGGAAUUCUGGAAACAAUGAAACGCCACGAAGGUGCACUGGAUCAAACCAUAGCAAACCUGCUCAAACAAGAGACAGCACUAAAGACUGAGGAGAACCAGCACAGGCAAAGGCUGGAGAACCUGUUCAAGAAGAUGCAUCUGCAGCUGGACAACAAAAAAGGAGAGCUCCUGAAAGUCCUCAGUGACUAUGAGGAGCAUCAACUUCAUCGGAUUCAGACAGAGAUGAAUAAUCAGAAGAAGAGGAAGGAUUCAGCCAGCCGUGAUGUUCAGGACCUGGAGGCUCUGAGAAAUCAGAAGGACAAACUUCUUUUCACCAAGGGUUUUUCAGCAAUUAAAGCCAGGCAAUGCAAUACACUUCCUAGAAUGGAUGGCAUGACAGUGCCAAAGCCACCCAUUACUGUGGAUAAAUCAAAAGCAGAUGUUGUCAUGAGGCUUUUCCAGGAAUUCCUCUCAAAGCUGGACUUCUCCUUUAAGCCACCACCAUCUUCAGGAUUUGGAGCACCACCACCACCACCACCUUUCUCAUUUAGUAAUGCUACAGGAAGCUCUGGAUCCCGGUCUGGGUUUAACUCUGGAUUCGGUUUUCAAUCCAACUCUUCAUUCACGUUCGGAUCUACCUCUGGUUUUUACCCCAACUAGCCUAAUGAAGCACAAACUCAAUGGCAAUCGUAAUGAUAACAAUCACAGAAAGUAGGGAAGAGAGAGAGAAAGCCCAACCAAAACUAAUGAUGCACAGCACAAUUGCUUCCCCAUCACCUGCUCUCUGAUGUCCAGCCACUGCUCCUGAGCAGCAAUUGGCUCUUUCUGGCCAUCUCCCCCCAGUUCAUAUACUGGGCAUGGUGUUCUAUGGUGUGGAAUAUCCCUUUUGUGGCCAGUUUGUGUCACCAGCCCCAGCUGUGCUCCUUCCCAGCUUUUUGUGCUUUUUUCAGUGGCAGGGCAUGAGACACAGAAAGGUCCUUGGCUCAGAUUAAGCACUGCUCAGCAACAGCCAAACCAUCAGUGUCUUAUCAAUGUUAUUCCCUACUGAACCCAAAACUGUGCCAGCUGCUGGGAAGAGGAUGAAUUCUAUUCCAGCCCAAACCAGGAUAGGACUCCAGUUCACACACUGCUAUCCCAGAUGUGCAGGGUGGCCAGAGCUGCUGGAAGCUUGGAAUUGUUUGUGCCUGGUUUGAAUGCUGCCUGCAAAUGCCUCAGUUAUCUCUGUGUGUUACUUAGGUCAAAGACGUGUUCAAGGCAGAAGCAACACUCUCUUUUCAUGAUGUGUCUGUGAAGGCUGGACAUCCUGCUAAGAACUUCAGGCUUAUAGAGGCAGGAACCAUCCCUUUGAAGUAUCCCAUCCACACUGCCACGAGUGUGUUGAAGCUCAAGGUGUUAUUUGGUACUUCCAGCACUAGAAAUUGUGAUCCUUGCACAGAGGCUGUGCUAAACAGAAAUUGGAUUGUGGGCUGCUGUGACAGGGGGUAUAUCACAGCACCCUGACUCUUCCUGCUGGAGCUCCUCUUUUAUUUGUUCUGUUAAUCAAAAUGGAAAUACCAUUAAAUUGCUAAUUUUUGCUCAGCAUUAUCAAA